UGUCAACGUAUCCAGCAGCAGGUGUAGUGAAAAUCCAACUGCUUCGUACAGCAUUUCGAGAUGACAGAGAACGACGUUGAUAAUGAGCUGUUAGACUAUGAGGAGGAUGAAGUUGAUGGCGGUGUUGCUGGGGAUACAGGGCUUGGACACAGCGACAGUGUCAUAUCCAUCAGGAAAGAAGGGGUCAAAGGGUCAUAUGUGUCCAUCCACUCCUCAGGAUUCAGGGAUUUCCUUCUCAAACCAGAACUCCUGAGAGCUAUAGUAGACUGUGGCUUUGAGCAUCCAUCUGAGGUUCAGCAUGAAUGCAUUCCUCAGGCAAUCUUGGGGAUGGACGUAUUAUGUCAGGCCAAGUCUGGAAUGGGGAAGACGGCUGUUUUUGUGUUGGCCACCCUUCAGCAGCUGGAGCCAGUGACCGGUCAGGUAUCAGUGUUGGUGAUGUGUCAUACUCGAGAACUGGCGUUCCAGAUCAGCAAAGAGUAUGAGCGCUUCUCCAAAUACAUGCCUAGUGUCAAGGUGGCAGUGUUCUUUGGGGGUUUAUCUAUAAAGAAGGAUGAGGAGGUGCUGAAGAGAGAGAGCCCUCAUGUGGUGGUGGGAACUCCUGGACGUAUUUUAGCUCUGUCUCGCAACAAGAGUCUCAACCUGCGACACAUCAAGCACUUCAUCCUUGAUGAAUGCGACAAAAUGCUGGAGCAACUUGACAUGCGGCGGGAUGUCCAGGAAAUCUUUCGUAUGACCCCUCACGAGAAGCAAGUCAUGAUGUUCAGUGCUACCCUGAGUAAAGAGAUCCGUCCCAUCUGUAGGAAGUUCAUGCAAGAUCCGAUGGAAAUUUUUGUGGACGAUGAGACCAAGCUGACGCUUCACGGCCUCCAGCAGUACUACGUCAAGCUGAAGGACAACGAGAAGAACAGGAAGCUCUUUGACCUCUUGGAUGUGUUGGAGUUCAACCAGGUGGUGAUCUUCGUUAAAUCGGUGCAGCGUUGUAUCGCUCUUGCUCAGUUGCUGGUGGAGCAAAAUUUCCCUGCCAUUGCCAUUCAUAGAGCAAUGCCUCAAGAUGAAAGACUAGCUCGAUAUCAGCAAUUUAAGGAUUUCCAGAGACGAAUCCUAGUGGCCACAAACCUGUUUGGCCGAGGUAUGGACAUCGAAAGAGUCAACAUUGCGUUCAACUACGACAUGCCUGAAGAUUCGGACACAUACCUGCAUAGGGUUGCGAGAGCCGGCAGGUUUGGAACGAAAGGUCUGGCCAUCACCUUUGUGUCAGAUGAGACUGACGCACGCACUUUGAACGAUGUUCAGGACAGGUUUGAGGUGAACAUCAGCGAACUUCCAGAGGAGAUUGACAUCUCGUCGUACAUUGAACAAACCCGAUAAAGAUGACCACACAUCAGGCAGCAGUUUCUUCAGAGGAUGCAUGGCAUUGUAGCAUUUGAUAGCAACUGAGAGUUUUUUAUUUCAUAUAGACUGUUAUUGU
Molecule: messenger RNA, 1468 nt
Organism: Rhinichthys klamathensis goyatoka
Lineage: Eukaryota; Metazoa; Chordata; Actinopteri; Cypriniformes; Leuciscidae
Gene: ddx39b
Product: DEAD (Asp-Glu-Ala-Asp) box polypeptide 39B
Exons: 11
Coding region: 61-1368 (435 amino acids)
Biological process (GO): mRNA splicing, via spliceosome; mRNA export from nucleus
Molecular function (GO): RNA binding; ATP binding; RNA helicase activity
Source: RefSeq, a predicted model, not a curated record